Molecule: messenger RNA, 3223 nt
Organism: Linum trigynum
Lineage: Eukaryota; Viridiplantae; Streptophyta; Magnoliopsida; Malpighiales; Linaceae
Source: the annotation of a GenBank genome assembly
CAAAAUUCGAACGUCAUGAUUUUUUUUUUUUUCAUUUUGCAUAACUUUUUAAGGACUAUAAUUUUUAUCAUUGACAUAAUUUCAGAAUGUACGUGGAUUUGCGAAAAGGGAAGGUAAGUUAUUCCCAAAACGUGGUAUAUCCAAAAAUAUUUCUGUUUUGAAAAUUCAUUCCUAGCAAAAAUAUUCAGCAUCGUCCGUUUCCGAAACGGCUGAAGACUCUGGGGCUCGGGGAGUGUGAUCGUAGACGUCUUGACCAGCCUUUUUCCGAACAGAAAAUUUGGUUUGGUGUGUGCGAAUGGGAUGGGAGUAAAGCUCCUGGCCCCGGCGGUUUUACGAUGGAUUUCUUCAAGGAAUGUUGGCACUAGUUGAAGGGAUCUAUCCAGAAGGCCUUCUAGAACUUUUAUGUGUAGGUGUUUCUUCCUAAUUGUGUCACCAACUCUUUUGUCUGCUUAACUCCGAAGAAAGGCACAUUUGUAAUUUUGUAUUAUUUUCGAACUCCUAAUUAAAGGUUCAGAUCAAUACUUUUCAGAUUAAUGAAUUAUUAUCAAUAAACACUUCAAUCCCUAAUCUCAAUUCUCUCUCGUUCUUCCCCAAUUCUUUCCAAUUCCUAAUUUCCUCUCUUCUCAAUUCCUGAAUCCCUUCGAGGGAACUUCUAGUGUCCAUCAACUGUAUACUUGCUAACAUUCUUAAGAGUUAAGAAAACAUUCAAGCAAACGGCCAAGAAUCCACUUGCAAUGAGAGAAAGCAAACAUAACACAACAUAUUAUUAGGCAAAGCCCUUCCUUACUCUCUUCAUUAUAAUUUUUUCCGUCCCCUGCCUCAACCGCGUUCAGUUGUCUUUCUUGUAUGAAAUGAAAGUUCCUUGCCUUCAAAAUUGACGCGUCAAUUCAUCCCAAUGCCGGAUGGUCCGUAGAAGCAUCAUAACACCGGCAAUCCCCUGCCCUACGGUUUAGCUAUAUAUAUAUAUAUAGUUCCUACAUUUGCCUCAUUCCCUCAUAAGUCACAACAUCCAUCCUCCUUCAAUAUCCUUCCCCUUUCACUUAUCCCUCUUCCCAACAGUCAAUCGUUGAAAAAAUCAUGGCCGGCGCCGGUCAACCCGCCAACCCGAUUCCGGCAAUGACGGUGUACCUCCCGCUGGAGCACCCGGCGGUGGUAAUCAGCCCCUAUUUCCUGGCCCAAUACCCAGUAGACCUCACAGUGGCCACAAAGAUCAUGACCUUGGGAGAGAACGAUUUCACCGUCAAAGACGUCAACGGGACAAUCAUCUUCCGGAUCAAAAGCAAGCUGAUGAGCCUCCACGACCGCCGCAAGUUGCUCGACGCCGCCGGCACCGUCCUCGUCUCGAUGCAGCAGAAGCUGAUGACUGCGCACAGGAGAUGGCUGGCGUACCGGGGAGACAGCAAGGACUCCAAGGAUUUGCUGUUCACGGUGAGGAAGUCGUCGUUCCUGCAGAUGAGGACCGAAUUGGAUGUUUUCUUAGCCGGGAAUGAGAAGGAAGAAGUCCCCGAUUUCAAGAUCAAAGGCAGCUUCUCCGAGAGUUCCUGCGUCAUUUACCUCGGGAACACCAACAAGAUCAUUGCUCAGAUGUACAGAGGGCACAGCAUGGCGACUUUCCUGUUCGACACCGACGACUUCAGGGUGACGAUCUACCCUAAUGUGGAUUACGCCUUCAUUAUCUCUCUCGUUGUGAUUCUUGACGAGAUCAACGCAGAUCGCAGCGGCCAAGACUAGUCUGCCAAAAUUGCUUGUGGUAUCUGCUGCUGCUUGUAUUACUUUAGUUUCCGGUUUCGCAAUAAAAGAAAGAAAUAUAUAGAUAUAGCAUUAGCAAUUUGGCCUUGUUGGUUGGCUUGGAGCUGCGUUUUGUGUGAAAGUCAAGACUGUGUUUGAUGAUCGGUGUUAGUAAACUGAUCCCAGUUGGUGUUCAUAUCCUAUCAUUAUUAUGAUUGUAACAUUAGAAUACAAUUUGUAUCCACUUUGGUUUUGUCGGGCCUGCAUUUAUUUAAACUGACAUAGUUACAUUUUAAAAAAUCAUUAUUCUGAACGCUAUAAUUUGUGAUCUCUCUGUUAGUGGAAGGUUUAAUCGGACGUGGUGUGAUGGCUUAGAAGAAAUGGAACGAAUAAAUUAAAGGAGGUGGUUGGUCUUAUCCUCACUGCCGGGAGGGCCCUAGUUGAUUUUACAUCGUUUGAUGGAAUGGAACGCACAUUCGAGAGCAGUGUAGCGUUUUCAAAUCACGAAGGAACCCGGUCAACGUGGGCAACCUUAAAAAGUACACAGCUUACAUUAUGUGACUAUGUGGGAUACCAACCAAGUUGAGGUCCUCCGAGGUUAUCGGUGUCGGUUGGAAGUUGCGAUUGUUAAAUAGAUGUAUUGUUGAGAAUGUAUGUAUAAUAUUAUACAUGUAUUGUCGAAUUUGAUGCAUUGUAGAAUACCACGUUUGGUAUGUGUAAUUGUGUAUGUCGCAUCAGCUAAAAGCUGAGACAAAACAAUCUCAACUCAACUAUCUCAACAAUCACAACUAAAAGUUGAGAUAUAACAAUCACUCAAAAUGAGUGAUAGUUUCUGUCACAUCACAUAAACAAUCCAUGUAUUGUUUCUGCUAAGAACAAAAAAAAUGAUGCAUUGUAAACAAUACAUGCAUAAUGACAAUCUCAACAAAACUAUCGCAACUUCCAAACGCCCCCUUAGUGUUCUCAUCAGCACAUACAAGAUAUAGUAAGGUAUUGGACUGUAUGUAAAUAGAAAAAUUAGAUAUCGUAAAUAAAAAUAUAUAAUAAUUAUAGUUUUCAUUACAAUGUCAAUCGUAUAUGACUGUCUUUUAAUUUUGUAAAUUCAUGAAUAAUUUAGUAUUCAUUCAUAUCAAUAACAUAUUCUCUCUAAAAAAAUAGUUAAGCAAUUGGCCAGAUAUUCAUCCCCCAUUUUGUUGUGGAAAUCAGUCUUCACAUGUUUCAUUUCUGAAAAGGAUCUCUCCGUAGUAGCUGUUGAAACAGGCAACGUCAACACUAGACGACUCAACCGACAUACCAAUUGGUACUUUGUGUCCAUCUUUGCUUCCACCAGCUACUCUAUAAUUUUGCAAGGGAAGAACCUCAUAUUCAUGACUACGAACAACAUGGUCGACAUAAUAUCAUAGCUCAUUCUUAAGUAAUGCCAAAUGUAAUUUGUGAGCAAAACAGUGGACAAAGUAGGCAUGUGGGCAAUCUCUAAGAAAUAAUGCCUUGACUC